This is a messenger RNA of Knipowitschia caucasica, 1803 nucleotides long. The record is from the annotation of a GenBank genome assembly. Lineage: Eukaryota; Metazoa; Chordata; Actinopteri; Gobiiformes; Gobiidae.
AUGGUAGAAAUGGACGAGAAGAAGAAGAAGGGCGAGAAUAAGCGAAAACACACUGGAGAAAGCACAGAUGCAAGACCAAAGAAGAAGAAAGAUGUGGAGGAUGGAAGAGGCAAGCGCCUGGAUCCAACCAGUGUGGGCUACUUCCGCAGAGUGGACGACAGGCUGAAGGAGAGCUUUGAAGAUGAUGAAAUGAAGGAAAUGUUUGUGGAGAAUGUUCUCUCUGAAGUCAAAGGACAAGCUGCCCUCGUGGCUUCGGACAGCACUGCCAGCGUCACUCUGCAGCAUCUGCUCCCUCUCUGUAGGCUGGAUCAGGUGGCUGAAGUGCUGAAGGAAAUGGCUGGAGAAACAGGAUCAGACAUCAAAACUGUUGCAUGCAGUCACUGCUCGAGCCACGUGGUGGAAAGUGCAAUCCGACAGAUGUCACGUUGGUCAGAGUCUUCAGAAUCAGAGGAGGGUGACAGCAGCGGGCCUCUGGAGACGCAGGUGCUGUGUCUCAGUCGUGUGGUGCGAGAAAACUGCGCUGAGUUCAUCAAACAUCUUCACGGGACACACGUCGUCCGCACGCUUCUCCACGUGAUGGCGGGCUGCAUCGGACCUCCGCGCACCACGGCUCAACCCGCGCCGAGAGACCGUCAUGUCAUCCCACAGCUCACAGAUUUUGAAAUACCUACUUCUUUUUGGUAUGAAUUUAAAGAGCUCUCGGAAAGUCUUAUGGCGAACGUUAACUUGAGUGUGACACACACUGUUGCCAGUGCAGUAUUUCAGACCAUGUUGACCGUUUGUCAUCGAAAACGUCCCAAACUGUGUAAGCAGCUCCUGAAACGCAUCAUGGAGUUUCUGUCAGGGUGCAGCUCAGCACCAGGAGUCAGCCCACUUCUAGUUUUUCUGAAAGACCAAGCCGCCAGUCACCUUGUUGAAAAAGUCAUAGAGCUGUCCCCGAAAGUGUUGCUGCGAGACAUCUAUAAAAAUCACCUUGAAUCUCACCUAGUUGACCUCGCUCUUCAUCCCAUUGCCAAUUUUAUCAUUCAGCGACUCACCGCAGCGACAGCAAAAUACAAAAUGUUUGUUAAACUGUUUGAUGAGCUGGUGGAGGGAGUGGAGGCGAUCUUGGCUUCGAAUCACAUGGGGGUGAUUGUUCAGAUGGCUGAAAGCUGUGCGGAGAGCGGCGAGAGGCAGGAGGAACUGAUGCGCUGUCUGCUGAGUGCGUUCCACUGCAAUGAGCCGGGUUCUCGACACACCAGCUGCCUCCCUCUCUUCCUCUCGCUGCUCACUUAUGAAGUGUACUACCAGUCAGACACAGCAGAGGGCGGCAUUGACCCACAGAUCCCACUAAAGGCCUCUGUGAUGUGUUAUCACGGGUCCAGACUUCUCCAGGCGCUGUGUAAAUUCAAGGAGCGGUCUCUCCUCCUCAGCAGCCUGCGCACGCUGAGCCCGGAUGACCUCCUGACCCUGGCUACUGGAUCUGUGGGCAGCCACGUCCUUCAGGCGCUCAUCACCUCCUCCAGUGACAAAGGCCGGGGCAAGAUCCUCAAGAGACUGCAGGGUCAGUAUGUGCCAAUGGCUUGCUCCAGGUCGGGCAGUCGGACAUUAGAGGCUAUUUGGAACAGUGCUUCUGUCACACAUAGGCAAAGCAUAGCAGAAGAACUGGUUCCGAGCGAGAACCAGCUGCGGUCGGAUCAGUUUGCUCGACACGUCUGGGCAAAGUUUGCCCUUUCCCACUUCAGCCACCGCAGAACUCACUGGCUGGAAAUACAGAGCGGAGAGUCCAAGAAGCGCAAAAUGUUCAGUGAUAUACUCGAAUAA